ACCUGUUUCAAAAACUCCUCUUACAUAUUUUCGAAGAGAGGAAGACAUUGGUUUAAAAACUGGCGUAUCUGUUAUUACCAGGGAGGUGACUUAGUCUCCAUCGAAACUGAAGAAGAAUGGCAAUUUAUCAGUCAUGAGAUUAAAAAGCGUGGUACUUGGAAUACUAGUGCAUGGCACAUUGGUUUAUGGAAGAGAGGCGGGGUUUGGAUUUGGAAGAGUGGAGAACAGCUGAAUAUUUCGAAAUGGCGAGAUUCUGAGCCAAAUGGUAACGACGAUUGCGCGGAAAUAUCCAGGAAUGGAGGCCUCUUUAGUGGUAUCGAUCCCUUUGAUGAUAAAGCCUAUAUUUGUGAAAUACCCGGUGGUAAGAUCCCAUUCUAACAAUAAAGUGAUAUACUGAAACAUUACAGUCUUGCACUUGCGUCAGGAAAAUUGCUCUUGUUUCUUAAAGUGAAAAUAUUGUUCACAAAAUAUGCUCAGUCCACCUAACUUGUACGAGUGAGCGAUAAAUGAACUUUAAAGCGUGUAUUAGUGGCUGAACAUAAUGUCCAUGAAAAAAUCCGGGACAUAUGUUUCGAAAAAAAUUAUCUGUAAUUACGGCAAGAUCCUCCAUGAACUGAAUAAUUUUUGAGCGAGAAAAUGGUAGUUGAAGCAUUAGAGAGAGGUUUCACCGAAAUCCUUUUUGUGUGUGUGUGUGUGUGUUUUUACUGAAAAAGGUGAUUCAAAAGGCUUCCUAACAAACUUUGAAACAUUUUUUUUACAAGUAUCUGUCACAAUCUCCCACCUGUCAAGUAGAGAGCGCGUAAAAAAAAAAGCGUAUACACCUUUUAAAAAGAAUGAAAAACAACAACGGCACUGAUUUGGGAAACAAACUUAAGUUCAAUGACUGUCGCGAAAAUUUUUUCUCCAAAAGCAGUCAAUGAUCUUAUGGAAGUAUUACUCACUUCCAUCGACUAUUAAUGAAUGAAGAAUACCUCAGCUCAGUCAAUAAAUGGAAAGUGGUCACAAGUAAAUUUAAAUCUAUGGUUUGAAGUUGAGGGAGUUUGCUCUUUUCUUUGAUGUAAUCACGUAUGCAAAUCUGGUCUUUGAUCAAAAGGGGAAUUUUAAAAUUUGAAUGCAUUUUUUUUUCUCGUUAAAUUCCGUCGUUUUCUAUUGUGUACUUUACGGUACAAAUGUGCAUAUUGAACUGACUUGCAAAGACUUACCGAAAGCGUAUUUAAAGUGUAGAACUGAAGACUUCGCUCUCUGCCUUCAAGGAACAGAUUGUUUAAGAGAACUCAGAUUUAAAAUGAAUGAAAGUCCCUUUAAUUAAUUCAAUUGAAAAUAAAUACCUCACGUUUUAACUUUCUGAGUAACUUCUGGUGAAGGUUUAGGUUAAUUACAAACGAAUUUUAGGCGGCGCGUGAACGCAUUUAAUGACAUAUUUGCUAACAAAAAUCAGUUGGAAACCAAUUUCUUUUUCCUGGCAGCCAAAGUGAUUUGAGACAGAGAAAGAGAGAAUUAAUAAGUUAUUAAUCGGCUCGAUUUGUUUUAAUAUUAAAAAUACUGCCCAGCCGGCAAAACGAAAUAUAUUUAUCAAAAUUGGUAACGAGGUUAAGGAUGUAUGCGACUCGCGCAAGCGUAACCGUACCCGUGGGCAGAGAUAGGAGUUCAGUUGCACAUUUUUUGAGAACUUACAUUCACAUUGAAUUUUACGUUUUUUACGUCUGUUCAGAUGAAGGAGGAAGAAUAGGGGGAAGGAGGUGGUUGGGAGGUAUCAGCUCAAGGAGGAACUAAUAAAUAUUUAAAAACUCUACUUCCAAAAUCGCAUGAGCUCACAGACAAUCUUAGGUGGUGUGAAGUUAACUAAUUCAGAAAAGCAGCUCGGAGAUGGCGGAUGCCGUAUUGAAGAAAGAUGUAUCAUAUUAAUUGACCCUAAUUAAACAUAAACUGCAGAUGUUAAAAAAAUCGGAAACAUAUGGUAAAAAGUGACGUUUUCUUUUUAAUAUUUAUUGUGAUUUAUUAUAAUCUUUUUACGUUAUCAUCAUAAUUAUAUUUAUCACUUUGUUUAUCAUAAUUAUCGUAAUUUUUGUUUUCAUUUAUAUCAUUUUGUAGACUGCCCAAAUAUAACUUUUAAAAACUCUUGGUACAUAUUUCCGGUGGAAGGAGGGUCCUGGGACUUGAACAGAGACAUCUGCCAAAGCCAAGGAGGGGACCUAGUUUCCAUUGAAACUGAAGAAGAAUGGAAUUUCAUCAAUGACGAGAUUCAAAGGCGAAAUAAUACGCACUAUAUAAAUAGAUGGAGUAUUGGUUUAUCAAAAAAGGCUGGGAAUUGGACCUGGGUGAGUGAAAGACCGCUGACCAUUUGCAAAUGGGGAAAAGGGGAGCCAAGUGGUGAACACAACGCGGCUUUCAUGUACAAGCGGUCAAGUAAUGGCGAACGAGGCGUGUUUGGCAGUUGUGAUAGAGGAAGUUGGGAAAACCGGCCCGCUUAUAUUUGUGAAAUUUCCAAG
This is a messenger RNA of Pocillopora meandrina, 2489 nucleotides long. The record is from the annotation of a GenBank genome assembly. NCBI's taxonomy places the organism in Eukaryota, Metazoa, Cnidaria, Anthozoa, Scleractinia, Pocilloporidae.